AGCAGAAAAAAAGCAUAUAUUGGGGGCGAGGAACACACAGGUGCAUCCACACACAAGGAAAAGACCCUCUGCAGAGGGGAACUCGGGACUGGGGUUUUAAAACUUCAGGAUAGUUUUCCUUCACCAAUUUAGGGUUUGAAGGAAGCGAGGAUGGUUGUCUAGUCCAGAACUGUUGUACAGGUUGAGCAGGCCUUGAACUUGUAGAGACAGUCUAUCAGCAGGACGCCUGCUGGUGGGAGAUAAAAGCCCGCACAGCUUUUUUUUUUUUUUUUUUUUUUUUUUUCUGGUUUUGCGUUUUUAUUGGGGUUUAUCAUGGGCAGGAGGAACUGCCACCAUAAAGUAUGCCCCUCCCACCAAGCCGGUCCAUUCUAAUCCUCCUCCCGGGCCUUCUGCGACUUUUUCUUUUUCUUUGUGCUGCUCUUUGUGCAGCUUGCAGCAGCCUCAGGCUCCUCAGAAAAUUUCCUUUUCUUCUUAGGGGUGAUGGGGCUCGCUGCCUCUUCGGGUUCACUGGCCACUUCCUCUUUAGGUAAGGACUUCUUUUUCUUAGGAACACUUAUGCUGCUAGAAGCCAUCUCUUCAAGAUCACUGGCCAGCCCGCACAGCUUUUAAGUUUCCACGCCUUUAUCUCAAGUCACGAGAGUGCGGAAGAAGACGGCCAUCUUGGAAACUCACCACCUUUAUUGUCUAGUCAUGGCCUCUCCCUAUCUGUCCAACUCCUAAUCUCACUUUGAUAGGUCUUUAAUGGUACACAAGAAGUCCUUGAGUGUAUGUUUGCUUUUACAACCUGUUGAAGUGUUUUGUUGUGAAGGCGUGCUGAGUUUCACAUAAAGAAGCGGUUAAAGUUCUAUACAUCUGAUAAAUACUAAGCUUGGACCAAGUGCCAUGCUAAUUAGUGUCCUUCCCCUUGCAACCUUCAUUCCAACUGCUGAAUUCUCACUGCCUUAGUGAUGGGGGACUUAAAAGCCCCCAAUCCUCUCCCAGUCUUUGUAAAGAGUUGGUGUCGAGAACCUGGGUAACCUAACCAGUCAGGAAGCACGGCGGGUAGUGAGGCUUCUCCCUUCACACCGAAAGUGGGAGCAGGAUCUCCCCUCUCCUGGCUCGGUCACCCGCGCUGUGUCUAACAGAGACGCAUCCUAGGAGAGCUUCGUGUCUCCAUAGCAACUGGUGGUCCAGGAGCGGAGGCCCGACCGACGGGGCGGGGCUAGGCGGCUGGGGCGGAGCUGAGUCUGUCCCGGGCAGGGCGCCGGCUGCCCCGAAUCACCAGUCCAUUCCGCGAACUGCGCUUGGGCGGCUGGCGGAGAGUUUGAACCCCAGGUAGCCAGAGCUUCUAACCGGAAUGGAGGAAGGAGACUUCUCAGGAUCCGAGCCAUCUGAGGUGACGGAUGGGCAGAACACCAACACCACGAUGACGACCGAAACACACACAACCACUGAACACCAACCGAAGCCCCUUGUGGUCAGGCUCCUGGAGGUGCACAACUGUGAUGAGGAUGAAGAGGAUGAGGAGGAAGAACAAGAAGAGGACCACGAAGCGCCCAAGACUCACAAAUCCCACGAGGCCUCCGUAUCCUUCAAGUCCGUCAACUCCAGUGAUUCCCCCAAGGCCAGCGACCUUCCCCUGUCCUGCAAGGCCAGUGACUUCCUUGGGUCCUCCAAGGCCAGUGAUCCCUCGGAGUCCUUCAAGGCCCUUCAGUCAUCGGAGAGCCAGGAGGAUGUUAAAGAUGACUUGUUUUCCAACGCAGUGAUUAGGACCUCCCCAUCUUUGAUGACCGGAUACCCACCGCAGCUCCAGCUGACUUCCCUGAGAGCACACCCUGCUACCCGUGACCUUGUAAAGAAAUGUUUUUAUUCUAGAAAGAGAGUUCAAGAUCUUUCUAGACCGAAAAAGCAAUGGGGAACUCCAGAUAGGAGGCUGUUUUGGGGAAAUCAAGAGCCCAUUCGCCCUGUUUCUGAGGCUGCUUUGAAAGCUCCGUCGAGCAAGAGAAUCGAGGACCUCGCACAGCCCAGGCUGGUCUCCCGACAUUAUGUCCCUAACAGAGAGAACUUACCAGGCACCCUCCGCUAUUCCGAUCCCUCUCCCCGGAUUCUGCGACUCUCCAUAGCCAAAGGCACAGAUCCCAACUACAUCCCUCCAAAGACUAUUCAAACUAAGAUUUCCUUCUCUACCCUGAGUGCGGUUGCAAGUCCAAGGAUUGUAGACCUUGCCCACCCAAGGAUUAAGAUAGAGGGUCUAUGCUAUGAAAGAGAAAGGAGUGAAUUGCCCAUCCGUCCUGUAGCCCCUGCUGCCCUGCUUGCCAAUCCUAGUGAAAGAACGAUAUUUCUAGCAAAGUCCAAACGUGUUCACGAAGACUAUCUCCCUGUCCGAGAUGCUCGAUGGCCUAUAUCUUAUGCUGCGACUCAUCCUCAGGUGUCUGAGAGAAUCCAGGAACUAGCCAAUCCACACACAAGGAGUCCAACGCACGUUGUAUAUUACGACCCGGAUGUCUUUAAAGUCAAGCCUUCUGCUUUGAAAGCACAUUGUUCCAACAGGGUCAAGGAGCUGGCGGAACCCAUUGUGCGUUAACUGUAGCAGGCCACCCCAGGCAGACACAAGUUAUGUAUGUGGAACGCGAGGCAGAUGUCCUUGUUCCCAGCCUUGGUGUUUACAUCUUACCGAUCACUUCCCAGACACGCGACUUCCUGGAAACACUGCCGUGAGCAUCAGAUGGCACUGUGUGUAAUCUUGUCUUUACCAAGUUUGGGGACCUCACCCAGCAAUAAAAGAGAAAGCAGUGCCUGCCUCAUUA
Messenger RNA from Rattus norvegicus (Norway rat), 2786 nucleotides. It is a transcript of the gene Spmap2l, whose product is annotated as sperm microtubule associated protein 2 like. Lineage: Eukaryota; Metazoa; Chordata; Mammalia; Rodentia; Muridae. The record is from RefSeq and is a predicted model, not a curated record.